AUGAAUGACACGCUUCAUUUUUCGCUCCAAAAAACGACGCCCACACUCCUUGUCUUCACACAACCACCAGCAGAACUCGUACAUCAUACACCCAUGUCGACGCGAGACUCUUCUCCUGAACCCGACGGUGAUGGCCAAGGGGAGAACCCCACAGCGACAAACGCUGGCACAAUCCCGACCAAAGGAGGUCUACUUGACUUGAUAUUUGAAUAUCCCAGUGGGAAUAAAGUGAAACGAGCGUAUGCCGUUGUUGCCUAUCCAGCAACUUAUCAGGGGGCUGUAGAAGCCGCAAUCAAGGUUUUCGAUCUGGAUAAAUCCCCGUGGAACCUCUUUCCGGGCGAUAUUUGGUUGCGUCGCUCCACUUCCAGUGCACAUGUAGACAAGGACAAAAGAUGGGCUCGGUUCCUUCCUGAAGAAUGGAACAAUGUUGUACGCCCUGGGAUUGACAAUAUCCUAGUCUCGAAUCGAUCUUUGAGGCAGAUGGACAAUGCAGAGGUGCGCCGUCGAUUCCUUUUCCUAUAG
Messenger RNA from Cyclocybe aegerita, 522 nucleotides. NCBI's taxonomy places the organism in Eukaryota, Fungi, Basidiomycota, Agaricomycetes, Agaricales, Hemipholiotaceae. The record is from the annotation of a GenBank genome assembly.